UUCCUCAAUCCUCUUUCGUUGAUCAUAUAGAAAUGUGAGCAAUGUGACAUCCUGGGACCAACUUCUCAGGUCAUCCGUUCCACAUUAAUCACUUCAUGCCCGUGCCCUUGAUCGUUUGCGGUCCUGGAGCGAAUGCGGCCAUGGUUUGGCAACCCUACCACGACGAGGAGUUCGUCUUUCAACCCGGAGAGAUAUUGCUCUUGAAGAAGGCUCAGGGCCAGGUACAAACGGGCAUUCGGGAUUUCUUCAAUGUGCAGCUCCGAGAUUGGAAGACAUUGGAUGUUCUCCACAAGCCUGCACAGUAUCGACGUACUCUCAAGUUUUCCUACUACUUCCAUUGCGAUGCUUGCCAUUGCGAGAUGACCGGACACCUCCUCCAACUCCGAAGUCAUUGUCAAGGAUUCGCACAUCAGGCCAACACCCUGAAGAUGGCCAAUCAUGGGUCGUAUCGAAUGGAUUACAAGCUCUUCAGUCUCGACGAUCUCCUACAGACUGUAGAUGAGCGCGAGCCCGUUUUAGGCUUGAAAUUCAUUACCCAAGUCAAAGAGGAUCCGUUUCAGUUGGACGCUUUGUACGAUUGUUCAAUUUGUCCCGGCUUUGUGGGUAAUGCCGCCAUCACUCGGAACCAUUUGGUGUCGUUGGAUCAUCAUCGGAAUUACUUUAUAAGCGAGUACCAAACCAAGUUCACGUAUGUCAUGGAACAGAUCGAAGAGUCCCGUUUGGAAUACUCGGUACUCAAGCCCUCUCAAUCGGAGAUUGGCUCCGCUGUCGAUAAACAUCGGUAUCACUUGAUGGAGCAGAGGGAGAUCAAAGAGCUGCCCAACCAGCGACAUUUGUUCAAAUUUUGGAGCACGUUUGAAAAUGUUCCCAUUCCUAUUUCCACCGUUUCGGAUGAUUUGUCUUCCACCCUGGUUUCGGCACAAGUCCAUGGGAUGAAAACUGAACCCCAGUCUUCCGAAGAGAUCAAGGUGGAAUUUGAGACCCGAACGAGAGGCCCUUCAUUCUCGACGCCCCGCUAUCAAGUCUCGUCUUCUACCCUGAAUCCCAUCGAAAAAUUCCAUUUGGAUAUUGCCAAUAUCGUCAAGCGAGCCUUGAACCCUUAUUACUUGCCGAGUUGUAAGGAUUUCCGAAGGAAGAUUGCCACUGCCGAAGAAUACGGCGAACUCGCCCGUCAAUACUCUCACACGUUCCGAAACCAAUGGAAGGAAUCUCAUGAGGCACUAGGCCUCAAUCCAAUGUCGAUUCAAGUCAACGGGGACAUUGAACUCAGCGUGAAAUUGUUGGUCGACAUGGAUAUGGAGAAGAAGCCAGACCUUGACCCACCUUGUCAGAAUAAUGAAACUGUCUCAAAACCUCAAGAAUGAAUGCAACUCUAUUGAAAUGA
Tigriopus californicus is the source of this 1384-nucleotide messenger RNA. RefSeq lists its product as uncharacterized. The transcript has 3 exons. The record is from RefSeq and is a predicted model, not a curated record. Lineage: Eukaryota; Metazoa; Arthropoda; Copepoda; Harpacticoida; Harpacticidae. Bases 96 to 1364 code for a protein of 422 amino acids.